UUUCCUUUUGGUGAGGGAAUGGGAGUGGUAUGCUGUGUUAUUUAUAACCAACGUGCACCCAAUAAUCCUUCUGAAGCGGUCUUAUUAUAAAGAGGUCCUCAUAAAAGUUGCAUUAUAACUCUUGUUCCAUCACCACAUCCUUGAGAAAGAUUGAGGGAAGAUGAGAGGAGUGGGAAAAGACAUACAAAAGAGUAAGACAAGAAUCUGGCAUAAAUCAACUCAUAAUAUCUUCUAUACCUGCCCAUUUUGCAUGAAGAAGUCUCCCCUUUAUGAACAUUUGCCUCUUUGUUAAUGCUCUCUUGAGAAUUAACAGAAUUCUCAGAGAAUCCCGCUUAAUUUCCUCCAGUGUUCAGCUGCUCAGGUCUAUCCGGAAACAAUCGACAGUGAUUUCAUAACCAACAGAAGAGAGAAGCUGCCGAAGGAUGAGGGCAGGACACAGGGGGAUCUCGGGUCAGGAGUAAGAAACCUGCUGUAGUGAGAAGCAGCCCGCAGGUGGGGAGCCCUUCACACGGUGACAGGGAAGACCUGGAGUUUGUAUCUACCAGGUGACCAGGGUGCGGAACUGGGCUCAGCUAGGACGGGGUGGCUGCAUAAAAUGCGAUGGAGCUCGCUGGCCGGUGCCUGCAGAACAGCCACCCCACCCACCUCCAUGCUUGACCGCCCCAAAGUGACAGGUCCCUGGGUCCUGCCAGCAUUCAUCUCCCCCCGGGGGGGGGGAGGGGCGUCACAGAUGCACACGAGGGCAGGCCAGCUGGCAGAAGAAGGACAGAGAACAGAUCCUGGCCAGUAAAGGAUGAAUUUUUCUAUCCUCCUUUAAGACCACGGCUGGGAGAGUGCGGGAGGAGGCCGAAAGAAUUUGAGCGUCAGAAAAGAGAAAAGAAGGGUCUGGAGUCAGGGGCUCCUUCCAUCCUGGCUGUGCUGUGGCCUGGUAGGAUAAUGUAGCCCAAACUUUUCCUUUUAAAGUUUGAAGACGGGGCUCAGAGACAAUGCUUGAAGUAGUGGGUUCACCAACAUGUCCCGGGGUUCCAGCGCUGGGUUUGACCGUCACAUUAGCAUUUUUUCACCUGAGGGCUGGCUCUACCAAGUAGAAUAUGCUUUUAAGGCUAUUAACCAGGGUGCCCUUACAUCAGUAGCUGUUAGAGGGAAAGACUGUGCAGUAAUUGUCACACAGAAGAAAGUACCUGACAAAUUAUUGGAUUCCAGCAUAGUGACUCACUCAUUCAAGAUAACUGAAAACAUUGGCUGUGUGAUGACAGGAAUGACAGCUGACAGCAGAUCCCAGGUGCAGAGGUUACGCUAUGAGGCAGCUAAUUGGAAAUACAAGUAUGGCUAUGAGACUCCUGUGGACAUGCUAUGCAAAAGAAUUGCUGAUAUUUCUCAGGUCUACACACAGAAUGCUGAAAUGAGGCCUCUCGGUUGUUGUAUGAUUUUAAUUGGUAUAGAUGAAGCACAAGGCCCUCGGGUGUACAAGUGUGAUCCUGCAGGUUACUACUGUGGGUUUAAAGCCACUGCAGCAGGAGUUAAACAAACAGAGUCAACCAGCUUCCUUGAAAAAAAAGUGAAGAAGAAAUUUGAUCAGACAUUUGAACAAACAGUGGAAACUGCAAUUACAUGCCUAUCAACUGUUCUAUCAAUUGAUUUUAAACCUUCAGAAAUAGAAGUUGGAGUAGUUACAGUUGAAAAUCUUAAAUUCAGAAUUCUUUCAGAAGCAGAGAUUGAUGCUCACCUUGUUGCUCUAACAGAGAGAGACUAAACAUUGUAGUUAGUUUGCCAAAUCCAUGACACCACUUGCCUGUGUUUGGUAACAACACACCAAUAUCGUGGAGGCCCCAGGAUUGAAAAAGGAACCGCUCCCACUCCUCCUGCCACUGUGAAGUGGUUAGGACUCUGUAUAAAUAAAAACAGUGCUUUUGGAAAAAAAAAUAAAGUUUGGAAGAGGAAAUACAUCCCUGGAUUCAAAACUCAGAUGCCACCACCACUGCUAGUGACAACUACUAGUAAUAGCUCUGGUGUGUUCCCUGCAGUACAAACCUAUGUUGGGAUUUGCAUUGGCAGCGCCUUCCUACUUACAGACUCAUUGGUACUAGACCUCUGGGUGUACUUAUGCUUGGUUCUGCUUUGGAAAUUCCUAGCAAGGUAAAGGCUAUCUAGAUUACCCAGAUCAUUAGCAAGUGAUGGACAUUAGCAACGCGCUGUAACCAGUAGAACUUUAAGAAAACUAAAGCCUUAAUCAGAUAUCUCAAGCAUUCCCCUGAAUGGUGAAUAAUACUGUUCUAGAGUGACUCAAUCCCCCCCCUUCAAAUUCAUUUAGAAGCCUAAAAGACUAUAUCACUCUUUUUAAUUUUUAGCCUAAAAC
Messenger RNA from Canis lupus familiaris (dog), 2356 nucleotides. Its product is annotated as proteasome subunit alpha type-6-like. Lineage: Eukaryota; Metazoa; Chordata; Mammalia; Carnivora; Canidae. Gene Ontology annotation, biological process: ubiquitin-dependent protein catabolic process. The record is from RefSeq and is a predicted model, not a curated record. Gene Ontology annotation, cellular component: cytosol; nucleus; proteasome core complex, alpha-subunit complex.